AUGCGACCGGGCGAAAUCUCAAGCUCCACGCCACAUGAAGCCCUGGGAUUCUGCCGAUUCAUCAUAACCGUCGCACAUCGGUGCAAAACCCGUCCGACAAUUAGUCUCGUGACCUCACGAACCUGCCCAAAAGCCAAGACAACUGCCAUCGACAAGCAAUCGAGUCGUUUCGGCCCUCGACGGCAGGUCCUCGAGACGAGCAGCACAUUGCGGACCCCUCGCCCGACCAUGGCAGACCAGCAGCAGAAAAAUGAGAAGGGGGAUGCGCCGGUGGCGGCGUCGAUGAAGAAGGGCCCCAGCGCCUUGAGGUCUAUCAUUGCCGGGUCUACGGCCGGCGCCGUCGAGAUCGCUAUUACAUACCCUGCCGAAUUCGCCAAAACACGUACACAACUCAACCGGAAUCUCGCCGAGGGACAGAAACUGCCAUGGCCGCCGUUCGGCAAACAGUGGUAUGCCGGGUGCACGACGUUGAUAAUAGGAAACUCGGCCAAGGCGGGAAUUCGAUUCGUUGCCUUUGACCAGUACAAACGUCUCCUUGCGGACGAGAAUGGAAAGAUGUCGGGCCCCAGGACUGUCCUGGCUGGCUUUGGCGCGGGUGUCACAGAGUCUCUGCUCGCUGUGACGCCUACGGAGAGCAUCAAGACGACCCUAAUCGAGGAUCGUAAAUCGGCAAAACCUCGUCUGCGCGGGUUCCUACAUGCCGUGCCCAUAAUAGCCCGCGAACGUGGCAUAAAGGGCUUCUUCCAGGGCUUCGUGCCCACAACGGCACGACAGUCAGCCAACAGCGCGACGCGAUUCUCAGCCUACACUUUUCUACGGCAGAUGGCGGAGUCUUACACGGCGCCAGGGGAGAAGCUUGGCACGGUUGGGACUUUUGCUGUUGGUGGCGUGGCGGGACUCAUCACUGUCUAUGUCACGCAGCCGCUGGAUACCAUCAAGACUCGCAUGCAGAGCUCCGAGGCUCGGUCCGUCUACGGAAACAGCUUCCGGUGCGCGUCCAUAAUUUUCAAGCAGGAAGGUAUCCUAACCUUUUGGAGCGGCGCACUACCUCGCCUGGCGAGGUUGAUAAUGAGCGGUGGUAUUGUGUUCACCAUGUACGAGAAGAGUAUGGACUUGAUGGGACGGAUGGACCCGGAUGGAAAGUACAUUUGA
This is a messenger RNA of Pyricularia pennisetigena, 1152 nucleotides long. RefSeq lists its product as uncharacterized. The transcript has 5 exons. NCBI's taxonomy places the organism in Eukaryota, Fungi, Ascomycota, Sordariomycetes, Magnaporthales, Pyriculariaceae. Gene Ontology annotation, biological process: mitochondrial citrate transmembrane transport. Bases 1 to 1152 code for a protein of 383 amino acids. The record is from RefSeq and is a predicted model, not a curated record.